UACAUAUUCUUCCUAUUCUCAAAAAAAUUUACUUUUAGUACAAUUUAAAUAAAAAACAAUAAUUUAAACUGGAUAAUAAUUUUGGGGGUCGGAAAAAUUAUAUGAAAUGAGUUUGUAGGCUACAAAGGAGGGAGUACCCCUGUACUAGUAAGUGACAAAUCCCAACUCUCACAUAGUGACAAGAACCUUUUUUGAGGCCGGCUUUCUCACAUGCCACCAAAAUCCAAACACAAAUCCCAUCCUCAUUCUAUUCCAGAUUGUUUAUAUAAUUAUCAUCACCAUUACCCUCUCUUUCCCCUCUCUUUCCCCACGGUGUUUGUUCUGCUUCUAAGUUUGUUUUGUUUGUAAAUGAGUGAAAGAAAAGGUACCACCAAAGGUUAAUACUCCCCCUCUUUUUUUUUUCUUUUUCUCUUUUUGUAGCCUUCAAAAAAAAAAAAAAAAAGAAAAGAAAGGGAAACGUACGUGCUUUUGGUUUCCUGGUUUUCGUAUUUCAGAAUUCAUCCUCUUGUAUGUUUUGUCCCUGAAAAAGCCUGCAACUUGAAAGAAAUCUCUCUUUUGCCUAAUCUUGGACUCUCAUCUCUCAAGUACUUUUCUUAGGUUAUCUUUUGGGAUGAGGGAUUCUCUCAUUAGUCGUUUUUAGUACUCCUCAGUCCUCCAUUUGAAAAACAGUAAGUGUCCCAAUUACCUAAUAACUUGAAAAAAGUUGAACCGUCUAUUUGCCUCAGAUUCAUUUGCAGAAUUUUCCUCCGAAACCAUUUUGUGUUGGAUCGCUUCCCAAUGUCUCAGCUACUACUGUUAGUCUAGUCCCUUUCCUUUCUUAUUUCCCCCAAUCUUUGUGUUAUUUCCUCACCAAAUUUUUCCUCUAGUCAUCUUCUUUAAUUUGGUGGAAAAAAAAGAGAAAUUUCCAAGUCGUAGUAUUCACCAUUUUCUUCCUUCCAUGAUGCAAUUCUCUGAGACCCUACCAUCACCACCUUUGCACCAAAUACCACCCUUUGUGAUUCCAUCCAUGAAUAAGUCCUCCAACCAGUUAAUCCAUCGAACCCGGCCCUGGCCCGGUUUUCCAACCUCCACCACCACCAAAUCACUCAGCAGCUUCGGCGACGCCAACUGCAUGGAACAAUUGUUGGUUCACUGUGCCAAUGCCAUCGAGACCAACGACGCCACCCUCACUCAGCAAAUCCUGUGGGUCCUCAACAACAUCGCCCCGCCCGACGGCGACUCCAACCAGCGCCUCACCGGCGGCUUCCUCCGCGCUCUGAUCGCACGCGCCGCCAACACCGGCAACUGCAAGCUCCUCACCGCCAUGGCUAAUGUUGAUACCGCGAACGUCCUCAGCGUCGAGACCCACAAGUUCAGCGUCAUCGAGCUGGCCAGCUUCGUUGACUUGACACCGUGGCACCGGUUCGGCUUCACCGCGGCGAAUGCGGCGAUUCUAGAAGCCGUUGACGGUUACUCGGCUAUUCACAUCGUUGACUUGAGUUUGACUCAUUGCAUGCAGAUCCCGACGUUGAUUGACGCCAUCGCCAACCGUUACGAGAACCCUCCGUUAGUCAAGCUCACGGUGGCGAGCGUCGCGGAACCCAUCCCUCCGAUGAUUGACCUUACGUACGAGGAGUUGGGGUCAAAGCUGGUCAACUUUGCUAGGUCUAGAAAUAUAGUCUUGGAAUUCCAUGUGAUUCCGUCAAGCCCUUGUGAUGGGUUCGCGUCGUUAAUCGAGCAACUGAUGCGGACACAACAGACGGCCCGAGUCCACGAGAAUGGGCCUGAGGCCUUGGUAAUGAACUGUCACAUGAUGCUUCAUUGCAUCUCUGAAGAACCCACCUUGUCGAGUUCGAGUUCGAGUUCGGGUAAUUUAUGCGAGAUUUCGCCCAACCAAUCUCUGCGGACCAUGUUUCUCAAGGCAAUCAGGAGUCUGGAACCGACCAUUGUUGUUUUGGUGGAUGAAGAUGCAGAUCUGACAUCCAGCAACUUAGUGACAAGAUUAAGGUCUGCGUUUAACUAUCUGUGGAUACCUUAUGAUACGGUUGACACGUUUCUCCCCCGGGGAAGUAAGCAGAGACAGUGGUACGAAGCUGACAUAUGUUGGAAAAUCCAAAACGUGAUAGCCCACGAAGGUAUUCAGAGAAUUGAGAGAUUGGAGACGAAGAACAAAUGGGUUCAGAGGAUGAGGAAUUCGGGAUUUAGAGGGGUUAGUUUCAGUGAAGAUGCAUUUGGUGAGGUGAAAAGUAUGCUUGAUGAACAUGCAGCAGGUUGGGGACUUAAAAGGGAAGAAGAAGAUCUUGUUCUCACUUGGAAAGGCCAUAAUGUUGUUUUUGCAACUGCUUGGGUGCCUACUUAAAAGAAAAGAGAAAAUGAUCAUUCACUACUUUUAACAAAAUUGAUGUAGUAGUUGUUAUGCUCAUUGAUCAAGUUCUAAUUCUGAAGACGCUUCUUGUUUGACUAUUGAGAUCGAAUCUCAUUUAGUUUUGGAGGAUGAUUUAGAAAUGAUUGAGAAUUAAUGUGGAUAGCUACAUAGUAGUACUAGUAGUAUUUACCCUUAUGAUUUUGUCAUAUCAUUGUCGGCGGUUUUGUGCCCAGUAAACUUCAACUUGAAUAGGAAAAGGCAGGUGUACGGUAUGGCCAUUAUUUAGUCAUGAUUGCUUUGCUCAUUAUUGACAAAUAU
Molecule: messenger RNA, 2662 nt
Organism: Oldenlandia corymbosa var. corymbosa
Lineage: Eukaryota; Viridiplantae; Streptophyta; Magnoliopsida; Gentianales; Rubiaceae
Source: the annotation of a GenBank genome assembly